GAUCGCCGUGAGCAGGCGGUCUGCUCGGCGAGCUCGGGAUAGUCUUCCCCCCGGUGGUGGUGCGGAGCCUGGAGAUGGGAGAACCUUGGAUCCUAGAGUAUGUCCCUCAUGGUGAAGGUGGAGAUGGGGAGGAGGUGGGUCGAAGCACGGCUGACGAGCAGGAAGCCCCCAGGGUAGCUUGAACUCUUGAAGGUGUCCUUGGACGACGAUUGGCUGGAGCUGCGUGGAGCUCCGUUCCGGAUUGGCUGAGGCCAGGUGUGGUGAUUAGAUGAUGUGGUGAAGCUGGUCGAGUCUCCCAGUUUGAAUUUUCGCUUAAGCUCCAUUACUUGCUCCUCACUGCAUGAACUUCCAAAUGAAUCCUCACUUAAUUAUUUGAAAUUGGAGCUGGCGAUUGUACUAUUGCUUUUUUUUACUCUUAAUUUAUUUUGUGAUAAACUGAAAUACACAUUUUGUCAUGUUGUUUAAGAAAAUAAUCACCUAUUUUGUCUUCCUUAAUUCGAUCUCAAUGUAGUUAUCUCCAAACAAAUGCUGAAUGUUGGCCAAAUCAAAGAAGAGGUGAAACUUCCUCUUCUGAAAAUGAACAGAAAAUACUACGCAAUUAGAUAAAUAUGGAAUGUGACUUCCCUGAUUUGGUGUGUACUGCAUGUGACUGGCCAGGAGAAUCGCACAUGACCUAAAUUACAAAAACAUUUAAAUUCUUGUGAGAAAAGUUGAUAUAAGCCAUUCCAAAUGUCAAUCAAAAUUUAUAUCUCAAAUAAGAACAUUUUGUGAACAUAUCAAGAAUUUGUAACAUUCUGCACUUCCAGAAACUAUCGCAAAAAAAAUCUGAUGCACUGUCUUCAAAUCAAUAUCUCCAUGAUUUGAAAUAUGACAGAAGUUUAUUUAUGUAAACAAAAAUGAAAUUGUACAAUCAAUUUAAAUGACCUAAGGGAACACCCAAAAACACAAUCUAGAAUACAGUGUGACAGCUGAUAAACAUAUCCACCCAACUACAAUGUCAGCACUCAGGAUCAGGCAUUUCUCUUCAAGACAUUUCUUUUAAAUUGGUCCAGAGUCUGAAACACGAUUUGUAAGUAAAUGAAACUGAUGAGUCAAUCUCAGGUUGAGUGUAAUGAAAUUCUGGAAAUGUCAUAACAUCAAAUCUUCACAUAUUUGCAUCUCUACGGUGGUUCCAUCUCAUUUUGUCAAGGUAAGGCUAUGACGUGAUAACUUUAACAGAUAACUUUACCCGAUAAUAUUUCCCAUUCAACAUAAUUUCAAGAGUCACAAUUUAAGAAGCUGAGAUUUAAACUUCUAAUUUCUUUAGUAAGAAUGUGGUCCAUAUACCAUACAACAUAUGCUCUCAAAAUCUUUUCUCACCCACAGUCCGACUGUGGGUGACCUGCUGCAAGCAGUGAAAAGUGGUCUAGUCAAUCUGCCAAAAACAAAAACAAACAGAAACAAAGUUGUGGAAUAGUUUGUGCAGCAUAUGCAAACCCAGUUCAGGAAUGGCUUUUGUGGUACGUUUUUGGUUCAUGACAUUUUGCCGUCACAAAAACUAAGUUCUGGUGAUCUGCAAAGCUAGGUUCUGCAUAUUUUUUUAGUAGUUGCUCAAAUGUUUCUGAAUCCAGUUGACAAAUAUGCAGUACAGACCUAAGAUAAAGUCUUUGUCAGUGUUUUUCUUGUUGCUUAAAAUAAAUCUUGAUCAGUAAGACUUCUUUAAUAAUAUUUUCUAAAUACCCAAAGUUUAAUAUUUACUAAGAAAAAAAAGUGAAAUCCCCCCCCUAAAGCUACUCCCCAAUCACUUGAAAGGUGUUUCGUUUGACGCUGUGGUACUUGCUGUGGUGUUUUUUCUUCCUUCUAUCUCUCCUCACUCUCUGUGGCUCCCCUGUAUGGUGUUAAUAGUGGCACUGGAUUGUAUUAAGCCCACUUCUGCUCAGCAGCUGAGACACCUACAAUAUCUGACUGACCCAAAUUGAUGUGAAUGAUGGCAGACAUUGAGGAUCUAUCUAGAAACAGCCAAUGGGAGUACAACCUUGAGGACUACUUUGCAAACUUUGCAAACUUUAGCAAUUAUUCUUAUGAUGGUGAAUUCGAGGGAGGUGAUGUUUGCGACCUGAACAAUGGCACAGUUUUUGAAUCCUUGUUUAUACCAACUCUCUACUCGGUGGCGUUUGUUGUUGGUGUCUUGGGGAAUGGACUUCUGCUGGGAGUCCUCUUUCAAAGCAGGAAGCGUUGGAGUGUGACAGACAAUUUCAUCCUUCAUCUGGCUGUAUCAGAUGUCCUGCUGUUGUUGACCCUACCGCUCUGGGCUGCACAGGCUGCAAGUGAAGCUGGAUGGGAGUUUGGUUCUGCCCUUUGUAAGAUUACUGGAACUGUUUUUACGAUCAACUUCUACUGUGGGAUUUUUCUCUUAGCCUGUAUCAGUGUUGAUCGCUAUCUAUCCAUUGUCCAUGCUACCCAGAUGUACACCAGAAAGAAGUCCUGGGUUGUUCAUCUGAGCUGCACAUUGGUGUGGUCAUUUUCUGUGUUCCUCUCCAUCCCUGACUGGAUCUAUUUAGAAAUUCUGAAAGAUGACAGACGAGGAAAUAAAGCAGAGUGUGUUCGCAAUUAUUGGAAAUUUGGCUUCGAUGUCAAACAACAAAAGAUCAUAGGAAGAGGGCUCUACCACACUUUGGGGUUUUUUCUUCCUUCAGUUGUCCUGAUCUUCUGCUACUCCUGCAUCUUGUGGCAGCUGCGAUGUGGCACCAAAGGCCACCAAAAACAGCGAGCUUUCAGAGUCAUAAUAGCUGUUGUGGCAGUUUUCUUUCUCUGCUGGACACCAUAUAAUAUCACCCUUUUGGUAGAUACAGUUGAACUGAACAACAGUAGUAUAGUAUGUAGAACGCAAACAUCUCUGGAUAAAGCUCUGAUUGUGACUUCGUCUUUGGGAUACCUUCACUGCAGCCUCAAUCCCAUCCUCUACGCCUUUGUGGGUGUGAAGUUUCGCCGUCAGCUACUGAACAUCCUGAAGUCGAUGGGCUGCAAACUGAAGACAAAUAUAAAAUUAGAGUCUCUCACCAGGAGAAGCUCUAUUUGGUCAGAUUCUGGCGAAACCUCCAACUCCAUUGCAAUCUGAAGGACAUUGAAGUGUAUGUAGAGAUCAAUAUUUAAAGUAUGUUAAAAUUAAUGUGGAGACAUGUAAUUUACCAUUUUACUGCCAAGUUACUGAAGUUUAAUAACAUGUAACUGGCUGAAAAGGAGAGUGACAUUUUGUAGAAAGCUUUUACAUUCUAUUUGCUGCUAAAUAGCAGCAACAAACAGACAGCAAUGAUUUUAUAUUUUCCAAUAACGAGGCAGCUGUGUAAGAUACGAUAACAUUUUGUGAGUAAAAGAAAAACUUUUAUGUAAAAAAAUUUUUGUAUAAAGAAUAGUUGUAAAUAAUUUCUUAUUUUGCUACAUUUAAUAUGCAUUAUUUUUUACAUAAUGUUAUAACAGAAUUUUUUAAAAUCUAAAGGACUAUCUUUGACAUGCAACUUACAAUGUAAAGUGUUAAUAAAAAUAUAAAAUAAAAGUUUUUCUGCA
Gambusia affinis (western mosquitofish) is the source of this 3543-nucleotide messenger RNA. RefSeq names its product chemokine (C-X-C motif) receptor 3, tandem duplicate 1 (gene cxcr3.1). Gene Ontology annotation, biological process: chemotaxis; inflammatory response; G protein-coupled receptor signaling pathway. Gene Ontology annotation, molecular function: C-X-C chemokine receptor activity. The transcript has 3 exons. The record is from RefSeq and is a predicted model, not a curated record. The coding region runs from base 1964 to 3097 and encodes 377 amino acids. NCBI's taxonomy places the organism in Eukaryota, Metazoa, Chordata, Actinopteri, Cyprinodontiformes, Poeciliidae. Gene Ontology annotation, cellular component: membrane.